AUGGCGGCAUUCGUUCCGGCGUGCUCGCGCUGCCUCACGCGGCCCUCCACUUCCUCUUCGGCCUUCAACCUGGCGUCGCUCGCCUCGGCUCUGCCCUCCACCUCGUACGUCGCUCCUCCGACGCUGCAUCACCACGCCCCCUUCUCCACCUCGUCCGUCGCCGCCGAGUCGCGCAAGCGUCGCACGGCACGUCUGAAGCGCAAGAGCAACCUGGACCAGCGCAUCCUCAAGGUGCGCAUGCUCGACGCCUCCAAGCCCGACCCCGUGCUCGGUCACCAGCUCGGCCAGGAGGGCGAAAAGAUCUGGUCCGCCUCGGAGCUGGCGCGCAUCGUGCUCGACAAGAACGCCGUCUGGGGCGUCAAGGAGGAUCGUCGCGGUAACCUCGUCCCCCUCUCCGCAGCCGAACUCUCCACCACCAACCCGGUCGACGUUGCUGCUGCCAAGGAUGCCAAGGAGUACGGCGGGCCGGCGAGGCUCAACUUUGGACUCGACGCCAAGGAUCGUCAGCUGCUCUUUGACGAUUUGCCGCACGUCAUGGUCAAGGACCGCAUCUUGGAUUCGUGGAACCUGGGAACGCUCGUGCGCGGUACGGCCAAUGCGGCCGACGUGGCUGCGUUUGAUGCCGAGUACGAAAAGGUGCAGCAGGAGGAGCGCGCCAGCACGCAUACGCUGGCGCGCGUGCUCGACCUGCGCAACGCAAGCGGCAAGGGCAUCCAGGUGGAAAACAUCCGUCGCAUCAUCAACCACUUUGGCGGCCCCCAACAGGAUACCGGCUCGCCCGAGGUCCAGGCCGCCGUACUGACGUACCGCAUCAGGAACCUCUACCACCACCUCCAGACCAACCGCCACGACAACUCGAACCGAAGAUCCAUGACCAGCCUCACCCACAGCCGCGCAAAGAUCCUCAAGUACCUCAAGCGCAAAUCGCCCCAGCGAUACCACCAGAUCCUGCCGCGCAUCGGUGUGGAUGCUCGCGCCGUCGAGGGCGAAAUCGUCGUACCAGGCAAACCGAGGAUCGCGCGUUCCUAA
Molecule: messenger RNA, 1029 nt
Organism: Moesziomyces aphidis
Lineage: Eukaryota; Fungi; Basidiomycota; Ustilaginomycetes; Ustilaginales; Ustilaginaceae
Source: the annotation of a GenBank genome assembly